Molecule: messenger RNA, 831 nt
Organism: Rasamsonia emersonii CBS 393.64
Lineage: Eukaryota; Fungi; Ascomycota; Eurotiomycetes; Eurotiales; Trichocomaceae
Exons: 1
Coding region: 1-831 (276 amino acids)
Source: RefSeq, a predicted model, not a curated record
AUGAAGCUUCAGCUGCUGUGCCUGUUCUCCCUCGUUUCUUCCGUGCUGGCCUCGAAGGGCGCUGGCCCCUACCAGACCGUUUUCUUCUGGUACGCCUACCGCAUGGAAAUCGAGGCGUUUGGCGAAGCCACCGUGAUCGCGCCCAAAUGCCCCAGCCCUUGCGAUUUCGACACGUUCAUCAAAUACAUCCAGAAAGAGCCGAAACUGGAUCGAAAGGGACGGCCGAUCGGGAAUAUCACUCCCUUCACGGGCAGCACUGGCAUCGGCAACAACCUCGAGCCAGACGUCGAGACCGCGGUCGACAAGCUGAAUGCCGUGGGCUACCAGAGCGUGAAUUCGGUGAACAAACUCCUGCCUGGUACCUUUCCCAACGACGAUCGAGCGCCGGGAUUACCCUUGAUCCUCGACCCUAUGGUGCAACGCAUCCAGGAGGCUCGCCAAAAGCUCGGAAACAACGCGAAGGCGGCCUCGAUCCUGUCGAAACUGCAAGAGUGCAUGGCGGGCGUGUCUUCGGCCCGGAAGCAGGAAAACGCCAAGAAUAUCAUAGAUGCCUUCAAUAAGGAGAAAGAUAAGCGGAAAUACACCUUUGAAACCAAAACCAUGACAAAGGAGUCUAAGGACGGCACCAAAUAUACGGCGCUGGACACGGAGCAGAUGCUCGCGGACAACCAGAACGCGAAGGAGAAUGUGAAGAAGUUCAUCCAGAACUUCGUCACCGAUUACAACUCGGGCAAGAUACAAGGUGCCAACAACCCAAAGGGCCAUUUCAUCGCCAUCGAGGCUUGCGAGCAGGUGAGGAACACCCUGGAGUCGCCCCUGCCGUGCACGUAG